Messenger RNA from Coregonus sp. 'balchen', 8141 nucleotides. Lineage: Eukaryota; Metazoa; Chordata; Actinopteri; Salmoniformes; Salmonidae. The record is from the annotation of a GenBank genome assembly.
GAAGAAGCAGAAGCAGAAGAAGAAGAAGAAAUUCAUAACAAGCCCGUUGCUGAUCGGAUCGAAUAUCUUCUUUGAUUUCACAGUCCAACAAACUGAUGUUUGCCAAGAAUGAACGAAUAAGGUAAGUAAUUAUUCUUGCUACAAUGGCGAUGAGUAGGCAUAUAUGUUGGCUAGUUAGCUCGUUAGCCAAAGCCACAAACAGUCGUUUGUUUGUUUUGUGUCAGGACAUUCUGUUCUGUUACAGAUGAGAAACAGCAUGCAAUAAUGUUGCAGCAAAGGUAUCGCAAUUGUGCCUGAGUGGACAUUUUUUACAGUGUAAACAAUGGUGCAAUGUUUCAGAUUUUAGUAAACUGGCCUCUGUUUUUCUCUGCCAUGUAUCAACGUAUCUAGCUGAUUUAGCCACGUUGUUGCAUUUAUCAGAUUGAAUUUCACUUGACACACCAUGGUCAGACGAUUUUCCUCGGGGAAAAAAGGUGCCCGAUAUCUUAUGUUAUCGUCUGUCAAACGAAAGAAGGUGUGAAGUCACUCACUUCUCCUUUCUUGUGCCUCUGUGUUAUUUCAAACAGACAGAAGUUAACACACCGACAUCACUUAUCUUGGGUCAACAAUAACUGAUCAUGUUUUUGGCUAGGUAUAGAGGGUAAUGUUCAAACGCCAUCUAGCACAUGUUGACAUGUCAUAACUAUUUUAUGAACAUUGACCAAUGUGUUUUGGCUUUAAUUCCUUUUGCAGGGUGGUUGGCUUUAAUUCCUGUCUGUUUUCCAUGAGUUUGUCUACAACUCCAGCACCUGCGGAAAGUACCUGGAUGUGCCUAUGUUCUUCAGCUUUUGUGGUUGAUGACUAACCAGUAACUAGUCCUUUCAAUGAUCACCGGGUCACUCAACUCUGAGACCUCCCAACAGACAUCAUCCAUCCACUCACACAAACUAACAUGACCUCCGAGCAGGCCAGCACCCUGCAUGCAUUCAAGGGCCCCGGCGACCCCAGUCCGGGCUACUUCUCCUGGGGCCUUCGCUUCCAGGUCAUCGGCCUGGGUUUUGCCUUCUACACGGCCGUGUUCCUCCUCUCCCACCUGGUGUCCACGGCUCUCUCUCAGACCUACCGCUCUCUGCUGGCUAAGGAGAAGGUGUUCUGGAACCUGGCGGCCACACGGGCUGCGUUCGGCCUCCAGAGCAUGGUGGCGGGCCUACGGGCGCUGACCGAGGACUCGGCCAUGUCCAGGGACAGGGUCAGAGGUCAGGAGGACUGGUCUUGGUUCACUGUGCUCACCGCCACAGGCUUCUUUCUGUUUGAGAAUGUGGCGCUGCAUGCCUCCAGUGUGGUGUUCAGGUCCUUCGACCUCCCCCUGGCUGCCCAUCAUUUCUUUGCCCUGUCAGGGUUCGCUGGGGCGGUGGUCUGGGACUCACUAGGACAUUACCUGCCCAUGGUCACUCUGCUGCUGGAGAUGAGCACACCCUUCACCUGCAUCUCCUGGAUGUUACUAAAGGUAAAGGAGUGUUUGUGUCUGUCUGGUGCCUUUCAUCAUAUUCUCUAUAAAGUAUGUUUCUGUUUUGUAGUUGUUGAUUGACUCCAUUUGUGACACUGUACUGUUUUUUUAUUUAACCUUUAUUUAACCAGGUAAGCCAGUUGAGGACAAGUUCUCAUUUACAACUGCGACCUGGCCAAGAUAAAGCAAAGCAGUGCAAUAAAAACAACAACAACACAGAGUUACAUACAGUGAGGGAAAAAAGUAUUUUAUCCCCUGCUGAUUUUGUACGUUUGCCCACUGACAAAGAAAUGAUCAGUCUAUAACUUUAAUGGUAGGUUUAUUUGAACAGUGAGAGAGAGAAUAACAACAAAACAAUCCAGAAAAACGCAUGUCAAAAAUGUUAUAAAUUGACUUGCAUGUUAAUGAGGGAAAUAAGUAUUUGACCCCCUCUCAAUCAGAAGGAUUUCUGGUUCCCAGGUGUCUUUUAUACAGGUAACGAGCUGAGAUUAGGAGCACACUCUUAAAGGGAGUGCUCCUAAUCUCAUCUUGUUACCUGUAUAAAAGACACCUGUCCACAGAAGCAAUCAAUCAAUCAGAUUCCAAACUCUCCACCAUGGCCAAGACCAAAUAGCUCUCCAAGGAUGUCAGGGACAAGAUUGUAGACCUACACAAGGCUGGAAUGGGCUACAAGACCAUCGCCAAGCAGCUUGGUGAGAAGGUGACAACAGUUGGUGCGAUUAUUCGCAAAUGGAAGAAACACAAAAUAACUGUCAAUCUCCCUCGGCCUGGGGCUCCAUGCAAGUUCUCACCUCGUGGAGUUGCAAUGAUCAUGAGAACGGUGAGGAAUCAGCCCAGAACUACACGGGAGGAUCUUGUUAAUGAUCUCACGGCAGCUGGGACCAUAGUCACCAAGAAAACAAUUGGUAACACACUACGCCGUGAAGGACUGAAAUCCUGCAGUGCCCGCAAGGUCCCCCUGCUCAAGAAGCCACGUAUACAGGCCGUCUGAAGUUUGCCAAUGAACAUCUGAAUGAUUCAGAGGAGAACUGGGUGAAAGUGUUGUGGUCGGAUGAGACCAAAAUCGAGCUCUUUGGCAUCAACUCAACUCGCCGUGUUUGGAGGAGGAGGAAUGCUGCCUAUGACCCCAAGAACACCAUCCCCACCGUCAAACAUGGAGGUGGAAACAUUAUGCUUUGGGGGUGUUUUUCUGCUAAGGGGACAGGACAACUUCACCGCAUCAAAGGGACGAUGGACGGGGCCAUGUACCGUCAAAUCUUGGGUGAGAACCUCCUUCCCUCAGCCAGGGCAUUGAAAAUUGGUCGUGGAUGGGUAUUCCAGCAUGACAAUGACCCAAAACACACGGCCAAGGCAACAAAGGAGUGGCUCAAGAAGAAGCACAUUAAGGUCCUGGAGUGGCCUAGCCAGUCUCCAGACCUUAAUCCCAUAGAAAAUCUGUGGAGGGAGCUGAAGGUUUGAGUUGCCAAACGUCAGCCUCAAAACCUUAAUGAUUUGGAGAAGAUCUGCAAAGAGGAGUGGGACAAAAUCCCUCCUGAGAUGUGUGCAAACCUGGUGGCCAACUACAAGAAACGUCUGACCUCAGUGAUUGCCAACAAGGGUUUUGCCACCAAGUACUAAGUCAUGUUUUGCAGAGGGGUCAAAUACUUAUUUCCCUCAUUAAAAUGCAAAUCAAUUUAUAACAUUUUUGACAUGCGUUUUUCUGGAUUUUCUUGUUGUUAUUCUGUCUCUCACUGUUCAAAUAAACCUACCAUUAAAAUUAUAGACUGAUCAUGUCUUUGUCAGUGGGAAAACGUACAAAAUCAGCAGGGGAUCAAAUACUUUUUUCCCUCACUGUAUGGAAUAAACAAAAUGUACAGUCAAUAACACAAUAGAAAAUCUAUAUACAUGUGUGCAAAUGUAAGUUAUGGAGGUAAGGAAAUAAAUAGGCCAUGGUGCAAAAUAAUUACAAUUUAGUAUUAACACUGGAGUGAUAGAUGUGCAGAAGAUGAUGUGCAAAUAGAGAUACUGGGGUGCAAAUGAGCAAAAUAAAUAACAAUAUGGGUAUGAGGUAGUUGGGUGGGCUAAUUACAGAUGAGCUGUGUACAGGUGCAGUGAUCGGUAAGCUGCUGUGACAACUGAUGCUUAACGUUAGUGAGGGAGAUAAGUGUCUCCAGCUUCAGAGGUUUUUGCAGUUCGUUCUAGUCAUUUGCAGCAGAGAACUGGAAGGAAUGGCGGCCAAAGGAGGUGUUGGCUUUGGGAAUGACCAGUGAGAUAUACCUGCUGGAAUGCAUACUACGGGUGGGUGUUGCUAUGGUGACCAAUGAGCUAAGAUAAGGCGGGGAUUUGCCUAGAAGUGAUUUAUAGAUGACCUGGAGCCAGUGGGUUUAGCGACAAAUAUGUAGUGAGGGCCAGCCAACGAGAGCAUACAUGUCACAAUGGUGGGUUGUAUAUUGGGCUUUGGUGACAAAACGGAUGGCACUGUGAUAGACUACAUCCAAUUUGCUGAGUAGAGUGUUGGAGGCUAUUUUGUAAAUGACAUCGCCGAAGUCAAGGAUCGGUAGGAUAGUCAGUUUUACGAGGGCAUGUUUAGCAGCAUGAGUGAAGGAGGCUUUGUUGCGAAAUAGGAAGCCGAUUCUAGAUUUAAUUUUGGAUUGGAGAUGCUUAAUGUGAGUCUGGAAGGAGAGUUUACGGUCUAACCAGACACCUAGGUAUUUGUAGUUGUCCACAUAUUCUAAGUCAGACCCGCCGAGAGUAGUGAUUCUAGUCGGGCGGGCGGGUGCAAGCAGCGUUCGAUUGAAGAGCAUGCAUUUACUUUUACUAGUGUUUAAGAGCAGUUGGAGGCCACGGAAGGAGUGUUGUAUGGCAUUGAAGCUCGUUUGGAGGUUUGUUAACAGUGUCCAAUGAAGGGCCAGAUGUAUACAAAAUGGUGUCAUCUGCGUAGAGGUGGAUCUGAGAGUCACCAGCAGCAAGAGCGACAUCGUUUAAUAUAAACAGAGAAUAGAGUCAGCCCGAGAAUUGAACCCUGUGGCACCCCCAUAGAGACUGCCAGAGGUCCAGACAACAGGCCCUCCGAUUUGACACAUUGAACUCUAUCUAUCUGAGAAGUAGUUGGUGAACCAGGUGAGGCAGUCAUUUGAGAAACCAAGGCUAUUUAGUCUGCCAAUAAGAAUGCGGUGAUUGACAGAGUCAAAAGCCUUGGCCAGGUCAAUAAAGACGGCUGCACAGUACUGUCUUUUAUCGAUCGCGGUUAUUAUAUCGUUUAGGACCUUGAGCGUGGCUGAGUUGCACCCAUGACCAGCUCGAAUAGCGGAGAAGGUACAGUGGGAUUCAAAAUGGUCGGUAAUCUGUUUGUUAACUUGGCUUUCAAAUACUUUCGAAAGGCAGGGCAGGAUGGAUAUAGGUCUGUAACAGUUUGGAUCUAGAGUGUCACCCCCUUUGAAGAGGGGGAUGACCGCGGCAGCUUUCCAAUCUCUGGGGAUCUCAGACGAUACGAAAGAGAGGUUGAAGAGGCUAGUUAUAGGGGUUGCGACAAUUUCGGCAGCAAAUUUUUAGAAAGAAAGGGUCCAGAUUGUCUAGCCCAGCUGAUUUGUAGGGGUCCAGAUUUUGCAGCUCUUUCAGGACAUCAGCUAUCUGAGGGCAUGGGCAAGUUGCAGCGGGGGGUGCAGAGCUGGUGGCCGGGGUAGGGGUAGCCAGGUGGAAAGCAUGGCCAGCCGUAGCAAAAUGCUUAUUGAAAUUCUCGAUUAUCGUAGAUUUAUCUGUGGUGACAGUUUCCUCGCCUCAGUGCAGUGGGCAGCUGGGAGGAGGUGCUCUUAUUCUCCAUGGACUUUACAGUGUCCCAAAACUUUUUGGAGUUAGUGCAACAGGAUGCACAUUUCAGUUUGAAAAAGCUAGCCUUUGCUUUCCUAACUGAUUGUGUAUAUUGGUUCCUGACUUACCUGAAAAGUUGCAUAUUGCGUGGGCUGUUCGAUGCUAAUGCAGUACGCCACAGGAUAUUUUUGUGCUGGUCAAGGGCAGUCAAGUCUGGGGUGAACCAGGGGCUAUAUCUGUUCUUAGUUCUGAAUUUUUUGAGUGGGGCAUGCUUAUUUAAGAUGGAGAGGAAAGACUUUUGAAGAACAUCCAGGCAUCCUCUACUGACAGAAUGAGGUCAAUAUCCAUCCAGGAUACUUAUUAUCAUAGCUUAUUCAUUUUCUUAUAGUUCAGUUGUUUUACUGGCGGACUAGACAUAGAAAGCACAGAUGGAUUUCAGUUCCCCUUUUCUGUUUACAUACUCGACACUGAGACCAGCACCUUGACAUGAUUUGCAACGGUGAUAAAUGUACAGAUGGCCAUUCUGAGAAAGGGGAAUUUCUAAGGAGAAAUAGACCCAAGUCACAUGAGAUUUCACAUGUCACUUUUGUUCUAUUUCCCAAGAUGUUUUACAGUGCCUUCAGAAAGUAUUCACAAAGUGGGAUUAAAAUGGAUUUAAUUGUCACUUUUGGUCAACGAUCUACACAAAAUACUCAACUGGCGACAGGGGUCAGCCCGCAGGCACCCGGCCCGUUGCUAGAGCGCGAUGAGCCAAGGAAAGCCCUCACUGGCCAAACCCUCUCCUAACCCGGACGACGCUGGGCCAAUUGUGGGCCGUCCUAUGGGACACCCGGCCACGGCCGGUUGUGGAACAGCCCGGGAAUGAACCUGGGUCUGUAGUAACGCCUUUAUCACUGCGAUGCAGUGCCUUAGACCGCUGCGCCCCUCGGGAGGCCCUCAAGACGAUUUUAAGUCAAAAUUAUAACUAGGCCACUCAGGAACAUUCAAUAUCAUCUUGGUAAGCAACUCCAGUGUAGAUUUGGCCUUGUGUUUUAGGUUAUUGUCCUGCUGAAAGGUGAAUUCGUCUCCGUGUCUUUUGGAAAGCAGAUUGAACCAGGUUUUCCUCUAAGAUUUUGCCUGUGCUUAGCUUUAUUCUGUUUCUUUUUAUCCUAAAAAAACUCCCUAGUCCUUGCCGAUGACAAGCAUACCCAUAACAGGAUGCAGCUACCACCAUGCUUGAAAAUAUGAAGAGUGGUACACUGUGAUGUUGGAUUUGACCCAAACAAAACACUGUAUGAAAAAAAAAAAAAAGUAUGAAAAAUGUAUGCACUCACCAACUAAGUCGCUCUGGAUAAGAGCGUCUGCUAAAUUAAUAUGUAAAUGUAUUCAGGAGAAAAAGUUAAUUUCUUUGCCACAUUUUUUGCAGUAUUACUUAAGUGCCUUGUUGCAAACAGGAUGCAUGUUUUAUAUUUCUAUUCAGUACAGGCUUCACUCUUUUCACUCUGUCAUUUAGGUUAGUAUUGUGGACAAACUACAAAGUUGUUGAUCCAUCCUCAGUUCUCUCAUAUCACAACUAUUAAACUCUGUAACUGUUUUAAAAUCACCAUUGGCCUCAUGGUGAAAUCCCUGAGCAGUUUCCUUCCUCUCUGGCAACUGAGUUAGGAAGGACACCUGUAUAUUUGUAGUGACUGGGUUUAUUGAUACACCAUCCAAAGCCUAAUUAAUAACUUCACCAUGCUCAAAGGGAAAUAUUCAGUGUCAGAUUUUGUAUUUAUUUUAUUUUUACACAGUUACCAAUAGCUGCCCUUCUUUGCGAGGCUUUGGAAAACCUUCCUGGUCUUUGUGAUUGAAUCUGUGCUUGAAAUUCACUACUCAAUUGAGGGACCUUACAGAUAAUUGUAUGUGUGGGGUCAGAGAUGGGGUAGUCAUUCCAAAAUCAAUGUUAACUACUAUUAUUGAACACAGAAUGAGUAAAUGCUACUUAUUAUGUGACUUGUGAAGCACAUUUUUACUCCUGAACUUAUUUAGGCUUGCCAUAACAAAGGUGUUGUAUACUUAUUGACUCAAGACAUUUCAUUUUUUAUUAAUUUAGAAAAUGUUCCACAAACAAAAUUAGACUUUUACAUUAUGGGGUAUUGUGUCAGAUCAGUGACACAAUCUCAAUUUACAAAAUGUAGAAAAGGUAAAGAGGUGUGAAUACUUUCUGAAGGCGCUGUACAUUGUUAUAGAUGACGAGGACCCCAAACACUGUGACAGUCUUUAUCCCCUGCCCAAUCAGUACAUUUCCUUCACUAAGUAUCCCUCUUCUCUCCCCUCCAGGCUGGCUGGGCGAGGACCCUCUUCUGGAAGGCCAACCAGUGGGUGAUGAUCCACAUGUUCCACUGCCGCAUGGUGCUCACGUACUACAUGUGGUGGGUGAGCUGGAGCCACUGGGGGGAGAUGAACAUGUACGUUGCCCUGCCUCAGCGCAUCCUCUUCUAUACCGGCCUGGCCCUGCUCACAGUGAUCAUCAACCCCAUCUGGACACACAAGAAGACCAUGCAGCUCCUCAACCCUGUCGACUGGAACUUCAGCAACAAGCCGCCGUCCAACGGCCCAAGUGGGGAGCAGGAGGAAAAACCUCAUGCGAGAUAAACGAGCCAAGCACUGUCAGCCUGUUUGGAGAGUUAUGGGGCUCUUUUACUAUGCUUGUAAAGGAGAUUCAUUUCUCACGAACUCUUUAGCUUUUAGUGCUUGAGGUUUUUUGAAGAUUAAGUUGAACUAAACUAGUGUGUUUUAAAGGUUCUCAGUACAGGUUUUAGGUCUGCUGUGUCUCUACAAGAUGUGGAUGAAAGGGCUCUUGGUCUUUGGAAGAAAUGUUAUAUUUACAUUUAGCAGACGCUCUUAUCCA